GUUUUUGUAAAAAUAUAAGAGCUCUCUCUUCUGGAAAUAACAUUGAAUUAAUGGUUUUAAGUUAAAUACGUGUUAUGAUACGUUAUUCACGAUGUCUACGGAUUUAAUGAAUAUUGAUGGCAAUAUAAAAAGGGUACAGAAAGAAACUCUAACACCAUACAAAAUAGCAACCGUCAUUUUGAUCAAAGAAUAUUGCAAUGACACAACAAAAGCGAUUGUUGAAAGACGUGAUUUUUGUUUAGUUGCAUUGAAAUUGAUUCAGUCCCCUGACAUGGAGCUUAAUACACUCUUGAAUAUAUUAUAUUCUCCUGAAUAUAUUUUACAUCGGUUUGCACAUCACAUGGAAGUACAAUUGAAUGUGCUAAGAGGAAAAGGGGUUGAAGGGUUAUUAGAUUUAUUUGAUAAUGUUGGGCGUCUCAUGAAACCAAUAUUGGAUCAUUCUCUUUCUCUACCUGCUCUAAAUAAAAAUUCUGUUCUUGGAUUAUAUAUAAGAAGAGUUAUAAUUUUUUUUGAGAAAUUACCUUUUGAUCAAGUUGUAGCUCUUUAUGAAGCUUUGAAAAAAUACCUUGAUAAAAGAAUUAGUACCUUUGAUGGUUCUGAUAUAUCUACAGGUUCUAAAACUGAAGAUUCAUAUUCAAAUGAGACUAAAACAACUUGGGGUGGAAGACAAGCAGAAUUACUUGUUGCGCAACAGGCACAUGCACUACAGACAGAUGAACAUAAAGCAAUGUCUCCUGCAGAGUUGCAAGUUCUUGUACGAGAACUUUUAAGUUGUAGUCCUUAUUAUGCAGAAGCUCAUUAUUUAAGUUAUUUAAACUGUCUACGAGUUAAUGAAUACUGUGGUGCUAUAGAUAGUCUUUAUCAUUGCUUUGAUAGAUUAGCACCUUUAGAAAACCGUUCAGCGCCUGAAGAUAGAUCUCGUAUUUUCAGAUAUGCAGCUUUAAAUUUAGCAGUUUUACAUGCUCAAUUUAAUCAUAAAGAAGUAGCGCAGGCUGCUUUGAAAGAAGCUAUUAUGAUGGCUCAAGAAGCAGGCGACAAUGUGUGUUUACAAUUAGCACAUGCUUGGAUGUAUCAUUUAACUACUAAACAAAAAGGACCUCUUAUAGAGAGAUCAGUUGGUAAAGCAAGUAUGUUAGGAAUAACUCACACAACUGGAUUAGGUCUUAUUGCAUAUGCUCAUAAUUCUGCUUUAGAAGCUAAGAAUCCAUCACAAGUAUUUGAGACACUGAUGAAAUCUGAUGUUUUAAAUUGUCAACAUUCCAUGAUAGACUUAAUGUCAAUGACAUAUGCGGAAAAGUCUGCACUAUGGGCAUAUUACGGUAAGACGGAGAUGUCUUCGGUUUGCGCACAACUUUUGCUUUUACACAAUACAGGGGACAAAAAGCAGCAUAUGUUUAAUGGACCAUCUACUUGUCAGGCUGUUGUUAAUAUUGCAAAUAUUUUAGUAGAGUUUGGAGAAUAUUUUUUAGUCGAUGUUGUGCUUGCUCAUGCUAAAGAGAGAUUUCCUAAUGAACCAUGUAAUAAGAUAUGGAUGUUAAGUGAACAACUUUAUGUAUUCACACAAUUAAUGAGGCAAGAAAAGUGGGGUGAGGCUGAAGCAAUAGCAUUAAAUAUUUCAAGUUUAGAUCCUGUGGAAUCUAAAUUUAGAUUAGCAGAAGUUUGCUUGGAAAAAGGAGACUAUCUGAAAGGCUUAGAUUGCAUUGACAUUAUUGAGAAAGAUGAACAAAUAACACCUCAAAAUAAAAUAAGAUCUAUGAUUCUUUUAAGUCAAAUAAUGUGUGCUUCUGUUUCAUCAGAAAGUGGAAUUGUUGGAGUUAAUUCAUUGGUACUACUAAAUACAGCCCUAGAUUUUACAAUAAAAAAUCAUUUAUCUUAUUAUAAAUCAGUAAUAAAAAUGCAUCUUGCAAACAUACAGUUAAUAAUGGGUAUGCCAACUUUAGCAUUAAAUUUGGUAGAAGAAGCAAUUAUUCAAAUUUUAGCACAUGGUGGAUAUUAUGAUCAGGGUAGAGCAUUUGUUUUAUACUCGAAAUGUUUAGCUGCUACUGCUCCGACAUGUGACAAGGCAAGAAAGGAAGUAAUUUUAAAAGCUAUUAAAGCGCUUUCAAAAGCGAAGAAUUAUUUUACAAAAAUCGAAGCAUAUGGAAGAUUGAGAACCACAUUGUGUUUAGAAUCAUUACUAUAUCACGAGAUUGAUCUUAAGACUGAACGAAAUCAGUGUGCUUUCGAAUUUCGUCAACUGAAUCAACAACUUCCUACAAAAUUGGAUAAUUUAUCUUUAUAUUAA
Molecule: messenger RNA, 2284 nt
Organism: Eufriesea mexicana
Lineage: Eukaryota; Metazoa; Arthropoda; Insecta; Hymenoptera; Apidae
Gene: ida
Product: anaphase promoting complex subunit 5 ida
Exons: 12
Coding region: 92-2284 (730 amino acids)
Biological process (GO): protein K11-linked ubiquitination; anaphase-promoting complex-dependent catabolic process; positive regulation of mitotic metaphase/anaphase transition
Cellular component (GO): anaphase-promoting complex
Source: RefSeq, a predicted model, not a curated record